AAAGUAACAAUUUGUGAAUUUUGGAUCGUUCAUCCAAAAUCUUUACUCUCCUCAUUAUUCUUCUCAACAAAGAGAACAGAGGAGGGCCGAAAAUGGCGUUUGUUGCACUGAAUCAUCUCUCUUUAUCUUAUCCUGGUUAUGGUUUUCCGGCCAACACCUCACCUACCGCCAUUUCUCUCUACCUGUCUAGUCAAAACCGAUCUACUUCACCAUUCCUCUCCCGCCAUUUUUGGAAAACUCAAGUAUCGGGAAACCCAAAAUGGACAAUCCAUUGUUCUGCGAAUGCUAGCCUUACUUCUGAGGAGAAUGUAAUUGUGAAGGAAAAAAGUGUUUCUGUCAUUCUUCUGGCUGGAGGCAAGGGCAAGAGAAUGGGUGCGAGCAUGCCCAAGCAGUAUCUUCCACUUCUAGGCCAACCAAUUGCAUUGUAUAGUUUGUACACUUUUUCUCAAAUGGUAGAAGUUAAAGAAAUUGUUGUAGUUUGUGAUCCAUCUUACAAGGACAUUUUUGAAGACACUAGGGACAAGGUACCUGUAGACCUGACAUUUACCGUGCCCGGAAAGGAAAGACAAGACUCUGUCUACAGUGGACUUCAGGCUAUUGAUCCUACUGCUGAACUUGUGUGCAUCCAUGAUUCUGCUAGACCGUUGGUGUUGUCUCAAGAUGUUGAAAAGGUUCUUAAAGAUGGUUGGCUGCAUGGAGCUGCUGUUCUUGGUGUGCCAGCUAAAGCAACAAUUAAAGAGGCCAACACUGAGAGGUUUGUAGUGAAAACUUUAGACAGGAAAACGCUUUGGGAAAUGCAAACGCCUCAGGUCAUCAAGCCUGCUUUGCUUAAGGAAGGAUUUGACCUAGUAAAUAGAAAAGGACUAGAGGUGACUGAUGAUGUGUCUAUCGUGGAACAUUUGGGCCAUCCGGUGUAUAUUACAGAAGGUUCUUAUACCAACAUUAAGGUCACAACACCUGAUGAUUUACUAGUCGCGGAAAGAAUACUGAAUCCAUGUUCGAAAUCUUAGCUCAAUAUCAUCCUCGUCUUGGCUAGAUGUGCAAGUUUUGAGAGCUGCUUUUUGUUCACACAUUAAAUAGAGAGUAUUUUCAAUUUAUCAAAAUUGUAUGAAUUAUGAAUUUCCAUUUUUAUUCUGAAGAUUAUCAUUUUUGGAAAUGGUGGUGUGUUAUAUAGUAAUGCGCAUUUUCUAAU
Molecule: messenger RNA, 1192 nt
Organism: Amaranthus tricolor (Joseph's coat)
Lineage: Eukaryota; Viridiplantae; Streptophyta; Magnoliopsida; Caryophyllales; Amaranthaceae
Product: 2-C-methyl-D-erythritol 4-phosphate cytidylyltransferase, chloroplastic
Exons: 11
Coding region: 93-1010 (305 amino acids)
Biological process (GO): isoprenoid biosynthetic process
Molecular function (GO): 2-C-methyl-D-erythritol 4-phosphate cytidylyltransferase activity
Source: RefSeq, a predicted model, not a curated record